Suncus etruscus (white-toothed pygmy shrew) is the source of this 534-nucleotide messenger RNA. RefSeq names its product ubiquitin-conjugating enzyme E2 D3-like. The coding region runs from base 28 to 474 and encodes 148 amino acids. NCBI's taxonomy places the organism in Eukaryota, Metazoa, Chordata, Mammalia, Eulipotyphla, Soricidae. Gene Ontology annotation, molecular function: ubiquitin conjugating enzyme activity. Gene Ontology annotation, cellular component: nucleus. The record is from RefSeq and is a predicted model, not a curated record. The transcript has a single exon. Gene Ontology annotation, biological process: protein K11-linked ubiquitination; ubiquitin-dependent protein catabolic process.
AAGCACGCCUGCCCCACACGCACCACGAUGUCGCUGAAACGCAUCAACAAGGAACUUAGUGAUUUGGCCCGUGACCCUCCAGCACAAUGUUCUGCAGGUCCAGUUGGGGAUGAUACGUUUCAUUGGCUAGCCACAAUUAUGGGACCUAAUGACAGCCCAUAUCAAGACGGUGUGUUCUUUUUGACAAUUCAUUUUCCUACAGACUACCCCUUCAAACCACCUAAGGUUGCAUUUACAACAAGAAUUUAUCAUCCAAAUAUAAACAGUAAUGGCAGCAUUUGUCUUGAUAUUCUAAGGUCGCAGUGGUCUCCUGCUUUAACUAUUUCUAAAGUUCUUUUAUCCAUUUGUUCACUGCUAUGUGAUCCAAACCCAGAUGACCCUCUAGUGCCAGAGAUUGCACGGAUCUACAAAACAGACAGAGAUAAGUACAACAGAAUAUUACAACAGAAAUGGACUCAGAGGUACGCCAUGUGAUGCUACCUUAAAGUCAGAAUAACCUGCAUUAUAGCUGGAAUAAACUUUAAAUUACUGUUC